Messenger RNA from Clarias gariepinus (North African catfish), 6671 nucleotides. Its product is annotated as SEC14-like protein 1. NCBI's taxonomy places the organism in Eukaryota, Metazoa, Chordata, Actinopteri, Siluriformes, Clariidae. Gene Ontology annotation, cellular component: cytoplasm; cytosol. The transcript is spliced from 17 exons. Gene Ontology annotation, molecular function: RIG-I binding. Bases 287 to 2470 code for a protein of 727 amino acids. Gene Ontology annotation, biological process: negative regulation of RIG-I signaling pathway. The record is from RefSeq and is a predicted model, not a curated record.
CAGUUCAGUGUUGUGGAGGAGGAGCAGCAGGAGGAGGAGGACGCAGCGGAGCGGCAGAGCGGAGCAGAAGUGCCUUCACCUCGGCGGAGGAGGAUGAGUCCUGAGCGCGGGGCAGAGCUCCAGCUGGAUGGAGAAGAACUCUCACUCAGCUAACGCUAACUUCACCCGAAAUACAUUAAUAGGCAUUAUAACACUGCACACACACACACACACACACACACACACACAGUCGGCCUUUAAUCCAACAUUAAUCACUGUAACCGGAGGGUGUGAGAUCUAACCCACGAUGGUGCAGCAGUAUCAAUCCCCCGUCCGGGUCUAUAAGCACCCCUUCGAGCUGGUCAUGGCGGCGUACGAGAGGAGGUUCCCUACGUGCCACCUGAUCCCCAUGUUCGUGGACAGCGAUGUCCUCAGCGAGGAAACGAGUGAGGACAACUCCACGCACAGAAUCGAGAGGCGGUGCAAGCUGGACGUCGACGCCCCCCGACUCCUUAAAAGGAUCGCCGGCGUGGAUUACAUCUACUUCAUCCAGAAGAACACGCUGAACCGCCGCGAGAGGACGCUGCACAUCGAGUCCCACAACGAGACCUUCUCCAGCCGCGUCAUCAUCCACGAGCUCUGCUGCUACUCGGUUCACCCCGAGAACGAGGACUGGACGUGUUUCGAGCAGUCGGCCAGCCUGGACAUUAAAUCCUUCUUCGGUUUCGAGAGCACCGUGGAGAAGAUCGCCAUGAAGCAGUACGCCAACAGCAUCAAAAAGGGUAAAGAGAUCAUCGAGUUCUACCUGCGCGAGCUGGAUGACGAGGGCAUCACCCACGUGCCCCGCUGGAGCCCCAGCACCUGCCUCGCUCAGCCCAUCAUAGCGGUCACGCCCCCGGCCCCUCCCACGACGGCCCCCAUCGCCAUCAACGCCCCAACGGACAGCAGCAAAGACGCGGCAGGGUGCAAAGAAAGUGGCAGUCCAGGGGGCGGAGCCAACGAGCCGCUCGCCGCCACGCCCGAUGACAAACUGGACGCUGACUACAUCAACCGUUACCUGGGUGACCUCACACCUCUGCAGGAAAGCUGCCUCAUCCGCCUCCGCAGCUGGCUGCAGGAAACACACAAGGGCAAGAUCCCGAAGGACCAGCACAUCCUGCGCUUCCUGCGAGCGCGAGACUUCAACAUGGACAAAGCGCGAGAGAUCCUGUGUCAGUCCCUCACCUGGAGGAAGCAGCACCAAGUGGACUACCUGCUGGACACCUGGAGCUCACCGCAGGUCCUCCACGACUACUACACUGGGGGGUGGCACCAUCACGACCGCGAUGGCCGCCCUCUCUACAUCCUGCGUCUGGGACAGAUGGACACUAAAGGUCUGGUUCGUGCUUUGGGGGAGGAGUCACUGCUCAGACACGUUCUAUCCAUUAAUGAGGAGGGACUGAGGAGGUGUGAGGAGAACACCAAGGUCUUCGGGCGCCCGAUCAGUUGUUGGACGUGUCUGGUGGACCUGGAGGGCUUGAACAUGAGACACUUGUGGCGUCCCGGCGUCAAAGCUCUGCUGCGCAUCAUCGAGGUGGUGGAGGCGAAUUACCCAGAAACCCUCGGGCGUCUGCUCAUCCUGCGCGCUCCCCGGGUCUUCCCUGUACUCUGGACCCUGGUGAGUCCGUUCAUCGACGAGAACACGCGGAAGAAGUUCCUGAUCUACGCCGGGAACGACUACCAGGGUCCCGGCGGUCUGGUGGAUUACAUCGACAAGGAGGUCAUCCCCGACUUCCUGGGGGGAGAGUGCAUGUGCGAGGUUCCCGAGGGCGGCCUGGUUCCCAAAUCCCUGUACAGAACCCCCGAGGAACUGGAGAACGACGACAUCAAACUGUGGACGGAAACCAUCUACCAGAGCGCCAGCGUCUUCAAAGGCGCGCCGCACGAGCUGCUGAUCGAGAUCAUCGACGCCUCGUCCGUGAUCACAUGGGACUUCGACGUGUGUAAAGGAGACGUGGUCUUUAACAUCUACCACUCCAAGCGGGCUCCCCAGGCGCCCAGGAAGGAGGCGCUGGCGUCUCACGGCAUCACGUCGCCCGGGGGCAACAACGUGCAGCUCAUCGACAAGUCGUGGCAGCUGGGGCAGGAUUACAGCAUGGUGGAGUCCCCGCUCACCUGUAAAGAGGGAGAGAGCGUGCAGGGUUCUCACGUGACGCGCUGGCCUGGGUUCUACAUCCUGCAGUGGCGGUUCCACUCCAUGCCUGCGUGCGCCACCACCAACCUGCCGCGCGUAGACGACGUGUUAGCCACGCUGCAGGUCUCCUCCCACAAGUGUAAAGUCAUGUACUACACCGAGGUCCUGGGCUCCGAGGACUUCAGAACGGCUUGCUGCGAUGUGCAGAGUUUGGGUUCGAUGACGAGCCUGGAGUCGAGUCACAGCGGAUUCUCUCAGCUCAGCGCCGCCACCACUUCCUCCAGCCAAUCACAGUCCAGCUCCAUGAUCUCCAGGUAGAGCCAGGAGACACGGGGCGGAGGAGGAGGGGUGUGGUCAGGAGAUGGAAGACAGGGGGCGGGGUCAGGCGAUGUAUUACAAAGAAGAAUAUUUACCCCACAUGUUUGAGGAUAGAGCUGUGGUGUUAAAGGGCUUUGAUCUGCGUCGCCAUGGCGACGGGCUGAGCUGCCGGUCAGUUCACUGGGCACUUCCUGUUUCCUCCCUUUCAUUUUCAACGUCUGACGGACCGAGCAAUACGAGUUCCGUCCAACCUGAGAAAACAGGACGAGCUGUUACACACACACACAUGCACACAUGCACACACACAAAGUGCACAGGAAUACUGUAUUCAAUUUUAAAUUUUUUUGCACCAUAUCGCUGACGGUUUCAGCAUUUAUAGGUCAAAGGUCAGGUUUGUAAAAGUGUCGGAGCAUCCACAUCAAGCAAUAACCGUUUCUAUUCGUAUAUUUAUCAUAAGCGUGUCACGUGUCUUGACGACGUAUAAGGGUGCUCCGUGCUCGAUUAGCUACCUGCUUGCUUAAUUCUUUUUUUUUUCCCUUUCCUCCGUGCAAUUACUUUAGAAUAACAAUUCCUCCGUGAUGCUUUAGUCCAGUUUCUGAAACUUGCGAUCCGAUUCGUUCCUAUGCAUCGAAAAGAAUGAAAAAAAAAUUAAUAAAUAAACAAAGCGAGGGCUACUUUUUCAUGUUUUAUAGGUCAAUAAUAAAAUAAGAUGAAUUAGAUUUGGUGUGGGUUUGUACUUAAGGCAUUUUAUCGGGAAUCAAGCCUAACUUGCAUGUUAGCGUUAGAACUAGACUAAAGUUAGCAAUGAAAUAGAUCUUGUAUGUAAAAUAAAAUAAAGUAACAAAAACACAAUUUAAAGCAUGAAAAGUGUCGGAGACGACAACCUGAGUAGUGCAAAAGAUUUCUAAAAAUUUGUUGGACGUCCAAAAAUGCCAUGAAUUUCUACUUUAAUUUUUUGCAAACAAACACAGAACCACAAUUGUUUUUCAAUUUCAAGCCACUCGCAAAAGAAAGAGCCAUGAGUUUUAAAUCAUUUUCUGCUAAUUUUGCUUCACUUGUCCAAAAAAAAACAACUUGGUAAUUAUACAACAGCUGCCUGACAGCUAGCCGUCUUUCACUUUAUUUGGGAAAAUGAAUAAAUUUGCGUUAAUUUUCUGCUGCCCGGCUAUCAUCUAAAUCAUCUGAUGCUAGCUAGCAAACCGCAACGCUCCAUAGCAAGCGGAUUAACUUUACACUUGUACAGGGCAUUAGGGGUCAUUUUAAUAUUUGCGAGAACACCGUGGCCUUUCUGGACGUCCGAUUAAAGUAGGUCAUGAUGUUACAAGUGACGGCUUUUCAGGUUAGUUUAUUUCUAGAUUUGUUAAAGUUUUUUUUUUUUUUUUGGAGAACAUGUUUAAAAAUAUCAGAAAAUUGUAAACGUUUUACUGCGUGUGAUCAGGUCAGGGUGUGUGGUGUGUAAAUAAGUGUGUAAUAUUCUUAUCAUUAUUGUUAUUAUUUAACUCAUCUCCAUUACAUUAACUUGGCCGUCGGUCAGAUAACGUUUACUUCACUCACUCACGACACGCCUGUGCAGGUGAGCGACAAGGUCACGAGCGGAGCCAAGGGGAACACGAGAGAGUGAGAAAGAGGCUGGAGAUUCAUAGUGAUGCUCGCUCGACCAUUUAGUGAAGACCCAAGUCGGAGUGCACACUUGAUAAGGAGACUAGAUUGUUAGUUGUAAAGUUUUAUCUCUAUUAGGUCGCGGCUUAUAACAUCGAGAACGUUUGAAGAAGCCGUAGUUUAGGAAAGUCAAGAAAAUGUGGGCUGUUUCAAGGUCAUGGGUCGUAGGUCAUGUCACGUGUGCGAGUGUGGACCAGUCUGAGUCUAAAUUGUUCCAAAUCAGAAUUGAAAAAGAAAUCCAGUGGUUUAUUUUUUAAAUCAGAUCUAAAAAAGAGAGAGAGAGCACAAUAUACUGUAAUCUAAAGCUCGCUCGACCAUUUAUCAGUAACUCCACGGUGCUUUCGAACAGAGUGAUAACGUUAACGUCAGUGAUGGUGAGGUUUAAUUCUGUAGCGCACGUCAGCGUCACCACCGGCCGUUCACUUAGACGUCGCGACUUUAGACUUGAGAGAGAGAGAGAGAGGACGUGCCGCGCUUUACAUACAGGAUGUCGUUACAGGACCACUCCGGAUUUCAGGCCGCGCUCCAAAUCUCUUAAGAACAAACCAGAAACCUCGGUGAGUCGUGGUGCGCGCAAGUUAAACACAUACGAGUGCUAGCGUGUGUCUGAUGGAGGAUCGUGAGGGGCGUUUUUAUAAAAACAAAUGUUUCAUAUAGUGAUAUAACGUAUAUUUUUACAUUUUAUGUCUCGUCCACAUGAUGGAACCAAGCACAGAGUCAUCGGAGAGACCAACGUGUCGCAUUUUAAGCAUUUUGAAAAUGUAGUGAUUGUAUUUGUGCUUUUUUUUUUGUCCUUGAUGGGAAUCAAAUCAAGAUUCGGAAAACAUUUACUUUAAAAAACAUGGCGCUCCAGUUUAAUGUAAAAGUAACAAACGUGUUUUGGAUCGUGUGGCACAUUUACAGAAAAAGUAAAGGCUUUAAAGAGCGCACGCGGAACUCUGCAGGAAGCGUGUCAUGUUUUUCUCGGAGUGUUUGUUUCUUCAUCUGUUACUGCCGGUGCAGCAUGCUACUAAUGCUAAACGCUAGCCAUUUCCUGGAUGUUGAGAUGUGCACAAGACGUCCGUUCUCUCCUCAGCAGUUUACAGCGACGCAACGGACUCGACAAUCUCAUCUCCUCUUAUCUCAACUCAACGCCGGAGUCGCGUGUGUUCACGUUUGUUCUUGUGUAAACUACCAACCCAGGGCUAACGCGAGCGGAGAAACAGGACUGCACGGGCAUCAAAUCGUGGCUCCGCCUCUUUUUUACUAAACAACGACAUUGAUUUAGAGUUUACAGAUGUUACAAAGCAGCUCCGAGGCGCCAACAUCACUAACGAACGGAAUUUUACCACAAGUGAAGCGACGUGCUUCAACUGUGUGGUAAAAGUAAUGCAAUUUUUGACAGAUGAAGGACUUCUCAGCCCCGCCCGCUUUUUAAAAACUGCCUGACAAAACUGACUUGUGUAAAUUUUCCAAGUCUUGUUUUUACAAGCUGUGUGUUAUCACAUCAAAACAAAUCAGAUUUUUUUAAUAGUUUCAGGUGCCUCGCGUAUCGUCAUAGCAACAAAAUCUCAUUAGCUUAACUUGUGGGCGUGGCCUGCUGCUAUGCCACGCUCAACGAACUGCCUGGAUUGUUCGUUUAAAUGCAUUAAUGUUAAACUGUUAAAACUAUUAAUGCUUCACGUGUUCUCGUUACAGCGAUCAGUAGUUUUCCCAAACUGAUUUAUAAACCUGAUCAGGGUCACAUGGUGCAUUUUCACACCAGCCAAUCGGAGCGUCUCGUUCCGGCUCGUCAUAGCACACGUGUCGCACAACUUGGAACUUAACCGCAUGACAUCAUCAUCAUGCGGCUUUUAUGGUGCGUUUACAGCUGCUUUCACACUCCGGCUGACAUCAUGCCAACUCUGUUACCAUAGCAACGCUCUGACCUAACCCAAGGUAGCCGAUCAGAUAUUUGGUGGAAGAUGGCUUUCGUGUUACAUUUAUUAUUUAUUUAAUAUAAUUUUUUUUCUCGAAGAAAUUCAGAUGUUUCUGUUGAAGUAUUUAUUAGUUUUUUUUUAACAUUCUAAAAAACAAAAUGUUCCUUCUCUGUACCGUUUGUUCAUGAUCCGAUUGGUCGAUAAAAAGCAGCUCACGCGUCCUUGAAAAAGUGUGUUUAUGAGCCGAGUGUGUGAAAGCAGCCUGCAGCGUGUAAAGCAGUAACGAAAGUUAAAGAGACUGUAAGAAGUCGAAUCUGAGUUCUGCUCUAAACUCCUGGUCCUGGAGCCACGUCAUCAGAGAGAAGCUCGAUCGCUCGCUCGCUCUCAGGUCCUGUUUCUCGCGCUCUGCCGUUCGCCAUACAAGGGGUGUGUGUUUGUUUGUUACAGAUGUCUAUAGAUAGAUAUUAUUAAUGUAACCAAGUUUUUUAAGUUUGUGUUUUGUUUUUGUUUCAUAAUCGUCUGUUUGUCAUCCGCACACGACGAACUCCGCGUUCAUGCACACUGCAUAUCUUUUUCGGAUGAAAUGAUGACUGUGUAUAAAAAUAAUAAUAAUAAUAAUAAUAAAAAUAGAGAUUAAUAUACGA